GUUUGAUGGGAAUGGUGUGUCAAAUACUUAUUUUCCCCGCUGUAACCCAGAUUGAACGUUUUACCUAUUCUAUCGUAACACAUACACCAUAAUCUGUCUUUUUCGAUCUAGAUGUGUUUUUCUCUCUCUGCUUGGCAUUGAUGGUGACAAGUCUUCUUGAAACCAUUUUCAUCACCAACAUCCUCUGCAAUUCCAGUAACUAUCCACCUUUACCAAAGUGGAUCAGGAUUCUGGUCCUGGAGUAUCUUGCUCGACUUGUUUGCAUUAAGCAGAAAGCUUGCAACCAAAACUCUGAAGCAUACAAAUCAAAGGUCAUUAUCUACACUAACGGCAUGACUGAAUCCUCAAAUAAUGAAUUAUUAUCUCCAGUGAAUCCGAGGGAAAAGUGUUUAGAGGAAAUAAAGAAGAUGAGUAAAGAUCUGUUAGCUAUUCGUCAACAAGUUGAAGAACACUUGCGCAGUAAAGAUGAAUCACACAUCACUAAUGAAUGGAUCAUGUUUGGUCAGGUCAUUGAUCGUUUACUCUUUAUUCUGUAUUCUAUUUUCAUUACUGUGAGCUCAAUCACAAUUCUGGUUCUGUGGGUGAACUCCUCUCAUAAACAUGAGAACUAGUAGUGACUCAAAGUCAUUGUCUGGCUAUUUAUAAACAAUUAGGUUGCAAUUAGGCUGUGCUGUAUUGUGAAUAAGUCAUGGCUCAAGGACGAAUGCAACCCCUAUCAGGUGUGACUUAUUCAGGAUAUUUCUUUUAUAAAACAGGUACCACAUAUAUAUUAGAAAUAUUGAUGUUACACAUAUUGGGUGCUUUGCAGUGAUACACAUAAUUGGGUGCAGCUGGUAUUAUUUAUGAUAAGACACAGCAAUUGACCAAUCAGAAUUAAGAAGUGAAACUAAAGGUCAUUUGUGAAUUCUUUGUAUAGCUUAUAUUAAAAUGUCCAAAUCCUUUGCCCAAAAGUUGUAUCAGUACUUGAAAAGCUUAAAUAUGUAACAUUUUAUUUCAUUUGCAUCAAAAAUAACUUCUUGCUAUAGAUUUUAUACAUCACAUCUUUCACUGUGGAAAAAAAAUGUGUUUAGAAAAAGCUAAUAUUAAAAAUAUUGGUAACACAAUUGCU
Molecule: messenger RNA, 1108 nt
Organism: Misgurnus anguillicaudatus (oriental weatherfish)
Lineage: Eukaryota; Metazoa; Chordata; Actinopteri; Cypriniformes; Cobitidae
Source: RefSeq, a predicted model, not a curated record